AUGCGGCGGAUAUCGAAAAAGCGCAAGUCGGAGAUAGAUUUGACUGAAGAGAGUGAUGAAACUCGUCCUGCGAAGACAACCCGAGAUACAACAUAUCUGAGCCCAGAGGAUGUCACCACAGGCCAGAGGUUUGGUGAAAACACCGAAUUUGUGCCACUCACUCAAGUCCCAGAUGCAGACGAAGACGACGCAGAUGCUGCCAACAUUGCCGAAGAGAAUGAAGAUGCAGAUGAGUCUGUCUCCCGUAUGCUUUAUGGCACUUUAGAUACGAAGAUCGUGGGUUGUCGAUUUUACAACGGCAUUGCCACACCUGGUGAACAGGUGGUACUCAAAAGAGAACCUCGAAAUCAGUAUGAUCGAAAUGCUAUAAGAGUUGAUAACGUCUUGGGUCAUCAGAUUGGCCAUAUUGGAAGAAACAUGGCUGCAAAGCUAGCACCCUACAUGGACUCACGAGAGCUUGUUGUUGAGGGUGUUUUGACUGGCGAGAAAAGUUUCUAUGACUGUCCUGUUGCAUUGCCAUUGUACGGAACAAGCCAUCCCGCUGAAAGAAUAUCAUUGAAGCAAAAAAUGCAAAAGGACCGCCUCCCUAUUCGUGAAUUCCUGGAUGCUGAGCGCCAGGAGCGUAAACGCGCCAAGGAAAUUGAGGCUCAAAGGAAGCAGGCCGAGAAACAGGCUCGGGCCAUGGCUCUCAAGAGAGCUGCUGCAGGUGCUGAUUGGCAGACCAAUGAUGAAGCACAGUUCGCCAACCUCUCGACACCGACAGGAAUAGGUGAAGCCCAGACAAGUUUAGAGGAACUGCUAGACCAAAGCAGCUUUUUCAACCCCAGAGAGAUUGGCCAGGUUGUGGAGAAUUUUGGACAGAAGGAAUCAGAUAUGGCCAAGAUGCCAAUGGCUGAAACCCCCGUUGGGAUGCUCACGCAAUUGUUACCGUACCAAAAGCAAGGGCUUGCAUGGAUGCUCUCUCGUGAAUCUCCUACCCUUCCCUCUCCCGGCUCCGAUGAUGUCGUUCAGCUGUGGAAAAGCAGUCGCGGAAACAAGUUCACCAACAUUGCAACCAACUUCGUCACUUCUACUGCGCCAACUCUAGCAAGCGGUGGAAUCCUAGCGGAUGACAUGGGACUUGGAAAGACGAUCCAAAUAAUUUCUCUCAUUCUGGCAAACCCCGCACCUAAAACUCCCGGUUCCAGCAAGGGCACAUUGAUUCUCGCUCCGGUGGGCGUGAUGAGCAAUUGGAGGAAUCAGAUUCAGCAACAUUGCCAUCCUGAAACCGCACCCCGUGUUUUAAUAUACCACGGUUCUGGCAAGAAAGAGGCCGCAAAUCUGUCAGAGUAUGAUGUGGUGAUCACCAGUUAUGGUGCCCUAAGCUCCGAAUAUCAACCCACUGCCAAGAUUCCGCCUAAGAAGGGCAUAUUUUCCUUACAGUGGCGACGUAUUGUCCUUGACGAGGGCCAUGUGAUACGAAACCCAUCUUCCAAGGGUUCGCUGGCCGCUUCCAGCCUGAGGGCAGAUUCUCGAUGGACUCUUAGUGGUACACCGAUCAUCAAUACCCUGAAAGACCUGUAUUCACAAGUACGUUUCCUGAAGCUUACGGGAGGUCUUGAGGAUUUGGGGAUGUUCAAUCGUGUGUUAAUUCGCCCACUGAAUUGUGGAAAUCCCGAGGCCCGUCUACUUCUUGAGGCGUUGAUGGGAACUCUGUGCCUCAGACGCCGAAAGGACAUGGAUUUUAUCAACCUCUGUCUACCAAAGCUUACAUCCCGCGUUCUCCGGAUCAAAUUCCAUGACCAUGAACUUGAAAAAUACAGUGCAUUCCAAUCCGAAGCGAAGGGAACCUUGCUUUCCUUCAAGGACAAACAAGGCAGCGCAUCAUACUCUAACCUACUUGAGGUUCUUCUGCGUCUCCGACAAACUUGUAAUCACUGGGCACUUUGCAAGAAGCGUGUUACCGCGCUUUUGAAGCUGCUAGACGAGAACAAAGUCGUGCCACUCACCCCUGAGAACAUGUCAGCGUUGCAGGAUAUGCUUCAGCUUCAAAUCGAAAACCAGGAAGUAUGUGCAGUUUGUCUUGACAACUUCGACGAGCCUGUCAUCACUGCCUGUACACAUUCAUUCUGCAAGGGGUGUAUCGAAGAAGUCAUCGCCAGGCAGCACAAGUGUCCGCUUUGCCGUGCUGAUCUUGACGACAAUACCAUGCUGGUAUCCCCUGCUGAAGAAUCACAAGAAGAUGAGAAGCAGGUUGAUGCGGACCCCGACAGCCCUAGCAGUAAAAUUGAGGCUUUGGUGAAGGUUUUGACCGCCCAAGGUCAAGCACCCGGCACCAAGACAGUGGUCUUCAGCCAAUGGACCUCAUUUCUUGAUCUCGUGGAGCCUCAUCUUGCGAAGUGUGGUAUCAAGUUUCUUCGAGUGGAUGGCAAGAUGAAUGCUACAAAACGCGAUAACUCCAUUAAUAUCUUCUCCACCCAACCAGAGUACACUGUUCUUCUCGCCAGUCUUAGCGUUUGCAGCGUCGGUCUCAAUCUCGUCGCCGCCAAUCAAGCCAUUCUUGCGGAUAGUUGGUGGGCUCCGGCUAUUGAGGAUCAGGCUGUCGACCGUGUCUACCGACUGGGACAGACACGAGAAACCACUGUCUGGCGUCUCAUCAUGGAAGACAGUAUUGAAGAACGCGUUUUAGAUAUUCAGGCACGUAAGCGCGAGCUAAUGCACGCUGCUUUCAGAGAAACCAAGAAGAAAGCAGAAGAUAGAGCAACUCGUGUGGCUGACCUUGAGACCCUUCUGAGCUAG
Molecule: messenger RNA, 2778 nt
Organism: Penicillium malachiteum
Lineage: Eukaryota; Fungi; Ascomycota; Eurotiomycetes; Eurotiales; Aspergillaceae
Product: DEAD/DEAH box helicase
Exons: 2
Coding region: 1-2778 (925 amino acids)
Molecular function (GO): ATP binding; nucleic acid binding; ATP-dependent chromatin remodeler activity
Source: RefSeq, a predicted model, not a curated record